CAGUAAAAUUUGCGUAUUAUCAUGUUGAUCCUCCCAUAUGUGCCAUACUCGUGCCACAGCUGAUGUUAUAUUAUUAGACCCGCUGAUUUCGUAGUAACGCGGUUUCGCGAAUAGUAUGUAAGCAAAAUGUGUUCAAAUUCUCCUACUUCCCUGGAGGAACGGAGCUUGAUUGAGGGGUUGCACCCGAAUUCAAUGGAGCAGUAUCGAACCAGCCCACCACGGAGACGACGCGUCCUCCUGGAGCCACCGGUAUUUCUAAUGUUCUAUGCCUGGAAUGUAUCGGCCGCCGUAUUCACGGAUCAAAUUGUGUACCAGGCAUGUACGGUUUCGCUGGGGAUUAAUAAAUCAGAGUGCGCCCUACUCGGCAAGGAACAUGAAUCUCCCGAAGUACAAUCCCUGGAGGCCAGAGUUCAACCGUAUUCGGCGGAUAUUCUGAUGGUAGAGGCCGUGAUGGAUUCGAUGCUGCCGGCGGUGUUGAAUCUGUUCAUAGGCCCUUGGUCGGACCGGUUUGGCCGGAAACCGGUGAUGAUAGUGUCGUUCGUUGGCUGUAUGGUUUCUUACGUGAUAAUUACCACGCUGUGUUAUCUCUCCGACCAGCUGCAGCUGCAGCUGGAUCCCUGGCUGUACGCAAUUGCUUUCGUUCCCACAGCUCUAUCAGGAGGAUAUUGUACACUUAUGACCAUUGUUUACUGCUAUAUUGCGGACGUCACCUGCGAGCAGGAAAGAGGAACCAAAAUGACCAUUUUGGAGGCUAGCAUGUUCGUCGGGAUACUGCUGGGCAACAUCAGCAGUAGUUUUAUCUUACGAAUGACCAACUCAACAACGGUUUUCGCCAUAGCUACCUUGUCGGUGUUCCUGGCCGUGCUGUAUAUUGUCGUUGAAGUGAGGGAAAGCAUUCCAACGAACGAACAUCAGCAUGAUGGUUUCUACGAGAAGUUCCGGUACCUGUUGCGACCCCGCUUGGUGAUCGAUACGCUCAAUAGCAGCUUCAGUGGUAGACCACACUUCGACAGGGCUAUCAUUCUGAUGGGUACCGUUGCCUUGGGCGGAAGUAUGUUUGCAAUAGAGGAUACCUAUACGGUGUUCUUCCUGUUUCUGAGGAAACAGUUCAACUGGGCCGUGCGGAAAUAUUCCUUCUACAGUUCGGCCGAGACCAUUUGUAUGAUUUUGGGAAACUUGGUUGGUACUUAUGGGCUGCUGAAUCUGGCCGGAAUGACUGAGGCCGGGAUAGCGGCAAUAGGCUUUUUCAGUUGCCUCCUGAAAAGCAUCGCAAUAGCGGUUGCUUACGAAUCGUGGCAUUUGUAUUUAGCAAUAUUUGUGUGCAUGCUGAGUGGCAGUGCGGGUCCAAUGAUAAGAGCGUCCAUUUCAAAUUCCAUCCCACCGGAUGAUAUUGGGAAGAUAUAUUCCUUCGCGUCAACGUUCGAAGCGUUAAUGCAACUCGGUGCCGCACCGUUGUAUACGUUCGUGUAUAAAAAUACUCUUUCUUGGUAUCCUGGAGCGUUCAGCUGGAUUAGUGCUGGGGUAUACGCGGCUUGCUACUGUCUGACCAUGAGUAUUUGUAUUCUACAGUCUAUUCAGAGGCCCAUCUAUACGGCUGUAGCGUGAAAUUCGUGUGUUCAUCCCAUUUUUAGUUGUUUUAUUUGCGUGGUCGUAUUUAUAAGCUAUGAAGAUAGAUUUAAUUUUGUUGUAAACAUGAUACAGUAGAAACCGAUUAUCCACAGAAUUGGGUGGCAAGAUCACCACGGCUAAUGAGAAUCGCGAGUAACGCAAUGAACCAAUGAAAAAGGCAUUUCAGCAUGAAAACUCCUUUUCAUUAGUUAGUAAUUAAAGCUUUAAACGUAUACAAACAGCAGAAAACUUUGCUCUAUGCAUACAUCACUAAAAUACAUCAGAAUACAUCGGAAUUGAGAUACAUCACAACCACUAACAAUUUAUUUUUAUGUGGUUUAUGUGAUAAUAGGUAUUUUACUGCAUAUGCGAAUGUUGUAUUAUCUAGUAGUAACUGUGCAUUGGUAGUACAAAUUUACAUAAAUUGGUCAUUCUCCUUGAUCAUGAGUAUUCUGUAACGAUGACGAUGCAUAAGGAUAAUUAACGAUGAAUUGCACUGAGUUCAUUUAGAAUCCGGGGUCACAAAACCAGUUGUAUCGUGGAAUUGGUUAACACUUUCGUCGCCCAGAGUGAAUCGGUUGAGUUUCUCGCGGAGCCCAAAUUCAACUAUCGGUGCACUAGAGAAAUAAGCGGGCAACGAUAAUAAUGAAUUCCGGUUCGACUCAGGACUACUUUUCUGUUGAAUUCGAAUGAAAUCAACUGACUGCUGAUUACAAAACUUAUAAAAAUAUUUUUUCAGCCAAUUAUACAGUGUUGCUAAUGAUAAUAAAAAAUAAAAUUCAACCAAAAAUACUUGCUCUAUAUACUAUAUUCGAUGACGAUGAAUAACUGCAAUUUUAUUGGAGAAUAUGCAAUAUUCUGUUCAAUCGAUUGAUUCUCGGAGAUUCUGUGAAUAUAUCGUACCAAGAACAUAUGUCACUUUUGUGGGAAAAUAAUCGUCAAAAAUUUCACAAACUAUAUCACUAUAUCACCACUCCGACUUUUCACGUGCUUCGUUUUCAUUGUUCUUUUCGCUUGGUAAAUAAAAAGCUAAAAGAAGAAGCAAGUUGCAAGUUUUUUUUUCUGAGAAUAAGAAUAAUAAUUGCACAGCUCGGAUAGGCCCAAAAAAAAUGUCUUAGGCGCAAAUGUGUUAUUUCAUCCUCAAGAUGUUCACUGGGCUGCGUAAUAGUAAAUCUAAAAGUGAGGGAAGUAGUGAUGAUGUAAUAGUGCGAAGCGUUAGAAGAAAAGUUUCGAGUAUUAUCUCAUCGAGUUUCGAUUCGGAUAUUCAGGCAAUAUACGCAAGUGAAGCCCUGGACGAUAUGUUAGAACUUACUAUAGACGACAUAAAGAUAUGAAAAUUUUUAAUUUUAUUUUUGAAAAUGUUUUUUAACAGUACAUUCAGAAUGUGAUUUUUCUCUUCUUUGUCAAACAUCAUAUUUUAAUAAGAUAUCUAGUUUUUGAGUUACAAUUUUUUGAAAAAAAGAUCAAUCCGUUUAAAAAAAUCAGUCGUAAUUCAAAUUGGUCAUAUAAUAAUGAAAAUUGUAAUUCAGGUAGUUUUGUACCAGGUUUAAAAAAAAUCGUAGAGUUGCUCUGUACUGUCCGAGAGUUGUAUGAAUAAAAGUAAUUGACCAUUUUGAAUUUGAAUUUUUCAUGAUCCAAUGUGUUCUACUGUCAAGCCUUCUUCAUUUGAUAUCCAUGGUUCUGAAAAAAACAUAUAUCGCCAUUUUGGAUUUGCAUUUUUCAUAAAUAACUGUGUUCUACUAGUCAAGCUUUUUCAUUCGAUACCCAUAUUGAUGGGGUUUCGAUAGAAUAUGUAGUUCGCCAUUUUGUUGCGGCCGCCAUCUUGGAUUUUCAAGAUCAUAGAAUACGCAGUUUUAUAACGACAGCAGAGAUAAAGGCGUGUUCCAAAUUUCAGAUCAAUCGGUCAGCUGGAAGAGGGUUAAAUAUCUAUUGAUAUGGGACAACCCUACAGAUAAACAUACAAAGAUACUAACAAUAGAUCAUGCUAAAUAAAACCGUUUAAAAGUAUAGUAUGAAAACUAUAUAUUUUUUAUGUGUUAUUCCGUUUAAAAAUCCCAUUCAAAUUGAACGAAAAAAGUGUCACCCACAUCUGACGGGGCCUCCCAGGAAAUACACCUUCAGCGUUUUGUUUGGUUGUUUGCAGGCAAGGAAAUUACAAUAGCCUUCUCGCAUACGGUUUCUCUAGAUCAGGGGUUCUCAAACUGUUCUGGGCAAUAGACCCCUUUCCCAGAAUGAAGUGAUACCAUAGACCCCUAUAGGCAUUAUUUUCAUUAUUUUCUCAUUAAAAUUCAACAACAUAAAUAUGAACUUCAGUUAAUUACAAGUGUAAUUAAUAAUUUUAAAUACAAAUUACUUACAAAUAAAGUAGGUAACUAAUUUUUGAAACUAACUCUAAAAUCGCAAAGAAAAGAUAAAAAUAUGUUCCCGAAAGACGUAAUCCUACGUCAAAAACUAUGGGUGAGUUAUACCUAAAAUACAAUCACAAGGUUGACGUAGGACUAACGUGGGCUUAGUAGUCAUUUUAGUGUAAUUAUUGAUUAAACCAGUGAUUGAAUGGUACAAUUUCCGGAUUCAAACGCGAACAAAUCCCAAUUUAGGUCAAUUCAUGCAUUGUGAUAGAUUAUUUUCUUCGUUGCAAGUCGUAUGGCAUGACGCCUUGUUCAUUUCAUUUUUUUCU
Molecule: messenger RNA, 4285 nt
Organism: Toxorhynchites rutilus septentrionalis
Lineage: Eukaryota; Metazoa; Arthropoda; Insecta; Diptera; Culicidae
Product: proton-coupled folate transporter-like
Exons: 6
Coding region: 127-1605 (492 amino acids)
Biological process (GO): transmembrane transport
Cellular component (GO): membrane
Molecular function (GO): transmembrane transporter activity
Source: RefSeq, a predicted model, not a curated record